This is a messenger RNA of Toxorhynchites rutilus septentrionalis, 1139 nucleotides long. It is a transcript of the gene lin-52, whose product is annotated as protein lin-52 homolog. Gene Ontology annotation, biological process: regulation of DNA-templated transcription. The record is from RefSeq and is a predicted model, not a curated record. Bases 152 to 577 code for a protein of 141 amino acids. The transcript has 3 exons. NCBI's taxonomy places the organism in Eukaryota, Metazoa, Arthropoda, Insecta, Diptera, Culicidae. Gene Ontology annotation, cellular component: DRM complex.
CGUAAAUUUGACAACUCGUGUUCUCUUUUAUGAAUUAAUAACAAGACUUUUUUGAAGGAACUAUGUUAUUGUGAAUCAUCAACGCAUAAAUAGCAUAUCAGUUACCGAAGUAUUUUUGUGGGCGUUUGUUAAUUCCAGAAAGAUUACUGAAAUGACCGACAGCGACGAACAAAAGUCCGCUGUGUUGAUAAAAGAAGAAACCGAUGACGAAGAAUCUAACCUAAUGAGUUUAGAGAAACUUGACCGAGAAUCACCAGAACUAUGGCCUGAAAAAUGUAUGUUGCACCCGAAUCUCAAUUUGUUACGGAAUUUCCAAUUGUAUAUACUUUCUUUUUUUGAUCCAGUAAAAGGCACAGACGUCUCGACACCCGGCGUAGAUUUUUCCCCACCUGCAUGGACCAAAGGUUUAACUCAAGACGAUAUAAAUUCUAUGUACCAAUUGGGUGCUCUCUCAACCAAUGGUAUCAUUGCCGAAAUAAAAAAGCUUUACGAUCAGGCUUAUCAACUAGGAAUGCAGGAAGCAAAUGAAAUGACUCGAGGGAAAUAUCUGAAUAUUUUUACAAGCAGGAAAAAAUAAUCAAAGUCAAUAAAUAGAUGAAUAAAACUUUUUUUUUGUAGAAAGAACAUUUAUUGUGAGAUUUAGAACAUUUCGUUAAAACAAUUGAUAAUAUGGAUAUAACUUUUUGCUGACUGAACAUCCGCUUUUCAAUUCCAUAAUUCCUAUGGUCGUGAUAGAAUUUCGGAAAUUUGCUUUAGUAAUAUUUGAAGGCUAACUCUGGUUUUAUAAAGCCUUACAAAUAAAUCAAUCAGGUAAAAACUAUGGAUUUAGAAAUACAGUAGAGCCCCGAAUAUUCGUGGAGUAGUUUUCAUCAUUCGCACCAUAGGGCCUCUAUUGUACUUUCCUUUUGUUAUUGGCCCUUGUAUUAAAAUUGGUUUCUUUGAGAAAAGUACUUUUAGUUUUUAUGUAUAAUUCGAAGGUGCUCUACUGUAUAUUGUAGUAGAAUGAUACGAAAUGAAUUCGUGAAUGUAUGAAAAUUGUAUAAAUUCUCUUGAGGAAUAUUUUUUGGAGAAAAAAAACGUGAAGCAGCUUUAUUAUUUGUAAGUUUGUAAUGCCGUAAAUACAUUAAACCUGAACGACA